Toxotes jaculatrix (banded archerfish) is the source of this 1551-nucleotide messenger RNA. It is a transcript of the gene foxh1, whose product is annotated as forkhead box H1. NCBI's taxonomy places the organism in Eukaryota, Metazoa, Chordata, Actinopteri, Toxotidae. The record is from RefSeq and is a predicted model, not a curated record. Bases 1 to 1551 code for a protein of 516 amino acids. Gene Ontology annotation, biological process: regulation of DNA-templated transcription. The transcript is spliced from 3 exons. Gene Ontology annotation, molecular function: sequence-specific DNA binding; DNA-binding transcription factor activity.
AUGACAAAGCACUGGCCGGAGCAGAGCCACUUGGCACCACCCGCUCUGUCCCACCUUGGAGAACACCACGACCAUCAACUUGACUUCCACAGAAAUGCGCAGCAGAGUUUUCAUACGAGCGGUGUAACGAGGAACCCUCCUUCCCAACAGUGGCCUCACCACACGGCUCAGAUGGUUCCCCAGCAGCCGCAGCGCUUGGAGAAACUCACCGCGCGUCCCGAACAUCUCACCAGCGCCACGGCAUUCAUGGAUAAAACCGUACCGGCGGGUUCAUCAUACCCGAACGCUCAAGAUGCCCACUUCAAACAGGAAACUAUUAGCAGGGACCCAUGGAACAAUGAAAGGAAGAAAAACAACACCAGCGAAGGGAAGAAGAAGAACUAUCAGCGGUAUCCAAAACCACCGUACUCAUAUCUUGCUAUGAUCGCUAUGGUCAUCCAAAGAUCCCCAGAGAAGAAACUGACAUUAUCUGAGAUCCUGAAGGAGAUCAGUACCCUCUUCCCAUUUUUCAAGGGAAACUACAAGGGCUGGCGGGAUUCAGUGCGACACAACCUCUCCUCUUAUGACUGCUUUGUGAAGGUGCUGAAGGACCCAGGUAAACCCCAGGGCAAAGGCAAUUUUUGGACAGUGGAGCUGAGCCGUGUUCCCCUGGAGCUCCUUAAGAGGCAGAACACAGCUGUGUCACGCCAGGAUGAGACAAUCUUUGCCCAGGAUCUGGCCCCGUACAUCUUACAGGGACACAAGCCAGAAUCUGAGCCAACCUCUGACCCGGUGACCUCCCUCCCUCCCAUGCGCUCCAGAAACCCCUCCCCGCCGCAGGAGGACUUGUUCCGACCUAAGCUGGACUCAUCUUUUGCCAUCGACUCCCUGCUACACAGCCUACGGCCAACUAGUGCUUCCGGGAAUGUGGAAGUGACUACCAGAGACUGCUGGGGUGAGGUGGAGCACCCUCGACCCUCUCCUCCUCCACGACCACGCUACGCGUCCUCUGCACGUAGUGCCUCUGCCAGCUCUGCCAGCCCAGCAUCCACCUCUUCCUCCUCCUCUGAUGAAGAAUGGAAAGGGGUAUCCCUGUCUGGGAAGCGUGUUCCUCCAGAUGGUGAAGCAGGGUCCGAUGGUUAUGAGGACUACAGGCCACCACUGCACAAAUCGGCCAGACGGGAGGCUGUUGCACCUCCAUGGGAGCUCCCUACAUCUUAUGCAAAAUAUGCCCCCCCCAAUGCUGUUGCCCCACCCAGUAUGCGGUUCAACGGAGGUCCUCUAAUGCAGCUGCAUGGUGGACUUCCUCUUUAUGGCUAUGGCGGCUCUCCUGUAGCACCCAGUCAUUUUUUAAGUCAUGCAUAUUGGCCCAUCCUCCCCAGCGGACGAGUUUCAGUCCAAGCCCCUCCCCUCAUCAUGGACCUGGACAACAUGUUGCAGUCUGUGCCUCCAAAUAAGAGUGUGUUUGAUGUCCUAGCACCAGCCAAUCAGAACUCUCACUCACAUCAUCAGCCACCAAGUCAGUACGCCCUGCAGAAUGGGCCUCCCCUAAACAGGUACCCUCAGUACUGA